Molecule: messenger RNA, 663 nt
Organism: Mycena indigotica
Lineage: Eukaryota; Fungi; Basidiomycota; Agaricomycetes; Agaricales; Mycenaceae
Product: MYND-type domain-containing protein
Exons: 3
Coding region: 16-663 (215 amino acids)
Source: RefSeq, a predicted model, not a curated record
GACUUCUUUACAUCCAUGCCGUGCAACCACUGCAACACCCUUGGCACACCAGAGACUACUGGGCCGUUGAAACAGUGCUCUCGGUGCAAACAAGCGAAGUACUGCUCCACGGAAUGCCAGACUGCAGACUGGAAACUACACAAACGCGUCUGUCGUCCAGAAGGAACCGUUCGCGGCAUAGUUAUGGCGUGCGAUGGUGAAACCCGCCAAAAUAACGGCCUGUUCAACGAGAUCGACCUUGACCCUUCUCACCCGAUCCACACCAAGGGCGUCGUCUGCCCGAUGUCCAAGAAGGUUGGCCUUUCCAUCGUCAUAUACCGACAUCUACAAGAAGACCCACUCUCAAUGGAGCGCACUGCCAGGCUCGAUAACCAGCGGGCGACUUAUCUCAUGAUCAACCCAGUCGAUGGCUUCGCGCCGCCUGAAUGGCAAAUGUGUGUCGGAACGGUCACAGUAAUGCGCCAGGACGGCAAACCCUUGACCAGAGAGAGCAUCGAAACUAUUUGGAUGUACCACGACCAUCUUCUCGACCUCUUUGGCGAAGGUGCCCCGCCGUACAGCCAGAUGACACGCCAGAAGUUUGAGAAAUAUUGUGAGCGUUACAAGGAGGAAAGACUCUUGAAUGGCUACACAUCGUUCCAAAACAUGUCUGUCCCUCUGUGA